Molecule: messenger RNA, 1263 nt
Organism: Abrus precatorius (Indian licorice)
Lineage: Eukaryota; Viridiplantae; Streptophyta; Magnoliopsida; Fabales; Fabaceae
Product: purple acid phosphatase 8-like
Exons: 7
Coding region: 81-1085 (334 amino acids)
Molecular function (GO): acid phosphatase activity; ferrous iron binding; ferric iron binding
Source: RefSeq, a predicted model, not a curated record
ACACAGACGUAUGAUACUAUCUCGUAAAAUUGCAAUCACUGUCUGUGUCUGGGUUUGAGAAGUUGGAGGUGCGUAAAGCCAUGGCUUGGGCUUUAGAGCAACGAAUGGUAUUCCCUGUGAUCUUAGCAGGUUGUAUGUUGUGUUUAUUAGCAACUCCUUCCAUGGCUGAGCUUCCCAGAUUCAAACACACUCCAAACCCACAACAACCUCUUAACUUUUUGGUCGUUGGAGAUUGGGGAAGAAAAGGAACCUACAAUCAAUCUUUGCUCGCUCAUCAGAUGGGAAUUGUGGGGGCGAAACUAAAUAUAGAUUUCGUGAUCUCAACUGGUGACAAUUUUUACGAAGAUGGCCUAACAGGAGAUGAUGAUCCAGCAUUCUACGAGUCAUUCGUCGACAUCUACACUGCCCCGAGCCUGCAAAAAACAUGGUACAAUGUUUUGGGAAACCAUGACUAUAGAGGAGAUGUUGAGGCACAAUUAAGUCACGUUCUGAGACAAAAAGAUAGAAGAUGGGUUUGCCUGAGGUCUUUUAUUCUCGACGGAGAAAUUGUAGAAUUUUUCUUUGUGGACACGACUCCUUUUGUAGAGAAGUACUUUACGGACCCUGGAGAGCAUACUUAUGACUGGGAAAGCGUGCUUCCCCGAGAAGCAUACCUUUCAGAACUCUUGAAGGACGUUGAUUUAGCAUUGGCACAAUCAGAGGCUACAUGGAAGAUGGUGGUGGGACAUCAUACCAUCAAAAGUGCUGGGCAUCAUGGUAAUACCCACGAGCUUGAGGAGCUGCUUGUUCCCAUCUUAGAGGCAAACAAUGUUGAUGCAUAUAUAAAUGGACAUGAUCAUUGCUUGGAACACAUAAUUGACAAAAAGAGUGGAAUCCAAUUUCUAACAAGUGGAGGGGGAUCAAAGGCAUGGAGGGGUGAUGUCAACCAGUGGAAUCCGGAAGAGCUCAAGUUGUAUUAUGAUGGGCAAGGAUUCAUGUCUGUGCAGGUCACCAAAACCAAUACAGAUAUUGUGUUUUAUGACCUUUAUGGCAAGGUUUUGCAUAUAUGGAGCAUAACCAAAGACCUCAAGCCUAGAUACAAAUAAGCUAAAAGGGACCUUAACACCAGCUAUGUAUUUUGAAAAGAGAGAUCACUAAGGCUGAAAUUUGGUAUAAAUGUACUAUUUGUAAUGAAAUACAAAAUAGAAGGGUUGUUUAGAACAGUCUUAACGAGCUUGCAGUACUGUAAUACUGCACACAAACUCGUGUAACAGAAAUUUGAGG